Messenger RNA from Lingula anatina, 2065 nucleotides. RefSeq lists its product as uncharacterized. Lineage: Eukaryota; Metazoa; Brachiopoda; Lingulata; Lingulida; Lingulidae. Gene Ontology annotation, cellular component: extracellular region. The record is from RefSeq and is a predicted model, not a curated record. Gene Ontology annotation, molecular function: chitin binding.
GUGACAGAGGGAACGCUUUCGGAACGGUGCAUCUCAUUUUAGAAGUGAAUGGGUUAAUGUGAAUUUGAUAUUUAGUUAAAUUGCUACAUUCAUUGGUCACGAUUCAAUGGAAUUUAUUUAAAGGAACUACGACGUAUGUCCUGGCCAUGUAUCCUCGGGGAUUAAUUUAAAUAGUUAUAUUUUAAUCAGAAACGUGAUUUAUUUCCACGUCUAGGAUCGAGUGAGUAACGGAAAUAUCCCAAAGAAAUAGCGACCGCGGGAGUCCCUUCAUUACCAUUUGACACACAUGUCUAUAGAGAUCUAUAUAACCUCGAGUCUUGCAGAGAAAAAGACGCAUAGAGGAGAGAAAGAACUUCAUCUUCAUCUUAAUCUUCACAGUUAGACACAGCGCAAAAACCACUAGCCAGAAAAGUGAGGUUUGGUGAACGGAAGGGAUGCGUCUAAGUUGAGUGGAGUCCUCAUAUAACAAGGCAUCGUUUAUAAACGUUUGCAGACAAGGAGGAGAAUAUCACUGGGUGACCGCAUAUCGAUACCUGACACAAGUCAAAAGUUCCCUUUCGUUUUAUUGGAUAAAGUCAUGAAAAGGACAGCACUGGGACAUAUACGAAAAACGUCAAUAUUACGGACAAGUCAAGGUAGUGAGAGGGAAUACAUAUAGGGUCUGUGGAAGAGGCCAUUUCGUUUAUGUUUUGUUGGGGUAGAUGCAUAUGUCUGAGAUGGAGGGAGGGAAAGACGGAACAAUGAUAAAAUUGGGGCAGAGUGGUUUAAAAGUCUUAGCCAUUGUCGUGGUCCUUCUGGGCCACUUCCGGUUGUCAGAGGCGGACUGGAGGGACUUAGUGGCCAGAGAUUUUUGUAAGAAAUGCAUAGAAGAGCGCCAAGGCGUCGGCUUCUUUGAGGAUCCCGAUGAUUGCCGAUUCUUUCUGCGGUGCGACCUUGGACCUUUUCAUGAAAUAAUAUUCCAGCGGUACGAAUGUUCCCCCGGCACGCUGUUCGACAGGGCGAUUCCGGCUUGCGUACACUGUAACAACGCUAGCUGCGUGGGAUCCAAAGCACCGGAACCAAGAUGUCCCGUCACGGACCCACCUGUUCCAAUGACGGUUCCACCGCCACCAGUGAUAAGCAUAGCCGCUGGUGCUCAGUGUUGUAAGGCAAGGUUUGACACUGGCUACACAUACUGUGAGGAGCCACGUAACAGCCACGUGUACUACAGAAAGGCCAAUGUAGACGGGUUUGUCCAGAGGGUCAGUUGUGGUCAUCUGAUUUUCUCCGUCAAUCCGAACCGCUGCGAGUGUGUGCCACCGGAUCUGGGCCCAGUCGCACUCUACACAUUCGAGGUACCACGACCGUUCGAUAGCAAGGUUGGCAACUUCAUGACCGAUACGCAAGGAGUCGGACUUCAUGCGACAACGGCGGGGAGCGAGGACGGUUUCGACGAAUUUUCAGGACAGUUCGACGGCAUCGGCGACAUGGAGGCGCCUUUGUUUUCUGGUUAUGAUUGGGGAACGAGUUUAACGGUUUCAUUCUUUUACAAAACUGACGCAAGAGACAGAGUUCUGAGGGCAAUCCUUGCCAACGGAAACUGCGACAUACCCCCAACAUUCCUGUUUGUGACCCAAGGAAACGAUCUUCAUUGCGAAAUGGAUGUUGUAGACCGGGGUGCAUUUUUUAGAAAGAGGAUACCAAAAUUAUGCAAAUACUCAGAUAUAUUUAAACAGCUACCAGAAGACAGUUGGGUGGGUGUGGUGACGACCUUUAACUCACUUAAGAUACACACCAGGGUGAAAAUAAUGAAGACUGGAGAAAUCCGGGAGGGGAACAGUACCUUAUGUGUAGGUUCCGUUCCGGCGACUCUGGCUCCUCUGAAUAUUGGACGUGACUUGUACUGUAUCAAACAAAAUGGUCGCUCCCUCGCUGGUAACUUUGUAGGAAAACUAGAUCAGGUUCAAAUAUACAGAAGAGCUCUGGAAUCCUGGGAAACAGACAGAGUGCUUGCCGAGGAGGUCAAUAUCAGGACUUAGACUGGGUUCCCAUACCUAGAUCGAUCUAAGAGAAUCGAUCCAUCUCC